AUGGAAGGUCUCAACCGCGAGUUCAACGGCGAGCCUGUAAAGGAACUAUCGACCCACGAAGCUCCGUUGCGAAAGCGUCCUGGAGACCUCCCACUAAACGAGCACUUUGAGAUGCUCUGGCAGCCAACAGAUCGAUCAACGCAGUCUUGUAGCCGAGGGCUGUCAAGCAUUGACGCACGCGGGUCUUUGUCCGCAUUGCAUAACCGUGGAAAUGUCGAGAAUGUCGGCAGCCAACAUCUAAGGCCAUCACAAUCGCGAGACGACUUGGUCCUUUCCCAGCUGCAACGGAGCAAAGAGAAGGAGCUGGAGCAGAGGUAUCAGCGGGAAAUGGAUGAGCUACGGGCUCAGCUUCGAGAAGCCAACCAUCGUGCCAAGCAGGCAGAGCGCGCAGUUGAUCAACUGGCACGAGAACUCGCCGUCAAAUCCAACGAGAUAACAGCCACCGUUGGCGGUAACUUGGCGGAAAUGAUUGACGCUCUGAAGACAGAGAACAAGGGCCUCAAGAGAGAGCUCGACGAAGCACGAUCCCACAUCUUCAGCCUCCAGCCCUACCGGAAGGACCUGACGCCGAAGGAGGUUGGCCAGGACUUUGAUGACCUAGUACAUGGCAUUACCGACUGGAUCUCAAGCUUCAUGGAUCCAAUCCUUGAUGACGAAAACAAGAGAAACGGCGUCGUGGAGGCGGCUAAGAAACGGCCAGCAGACAUUCAAAAGCUGAGAAUGUAUCUGCGCAGCGAAGCCGAUUUGGCCUAUGGGUGUAUGUUCCCCGAGACAGACGUCGACAUCCUGAUUGCGGUUACGAUGCGCUGGCUGCAAGACCAAAUCUUCCAGAGGAUCCUCUUCGGUCUGGUCCCUGAGGCCGUCGAGAUCAUCAGUUUCGUGGAGGGGUCGAUGCAGACCAACGUAGAACCCAAACGAGACCUCUUCGCGCUGCGCACAUGGAGGGCCGAGGCGCUCAACGCCCUCAUCUGUUCACCUGACUAUCAGCAAGCACGACUUGGACGAAUCCGAGAACUGACAGCCGACGUCGCAUCCCUGUUCAAAGUGUUCAACCACGACAAAGACUGGAACAGGCUCUGCCAUGCGUGCCAAGAGAGCAUCAUCAAGCCCGCUUUGAAGCUCCAUGAAAAACUGAUGACCUCGACGCAUCACUUCUACCUCGACCUGAACCCAUAUAUCGUGUGGAACAGCCAGCAAGAGCUCGAGAUGAGCCCGGAGUUCCUGCAGGACCUGCCCAAGCUCAAGUGCGAGAACAUUCUGCAGAACCGCAGGCCGUUCGGCGUAGCCAAGCUGGAGCCCCGGCCGAGCAAACAGCAACUAUACAAAGAGCUACUCAACGUCGCCACGGUCGUGCCGGCGCUGUACAUGAGGAAGGUUGGCAAGGGUGACAAUAUCAAGGAGCCCACAGUGGUGAGGAUGCAGCACGUCUUGGUCGCCUGGGGACCGGAGGAAAAGAGGAAGAGGUUCUUGGCCAACGGGGAGCGCACCCUGUUGCACCAGUUGUGCUUCACACGGCGCAACAGGCAGGAGCGAGCACAGGAGGGAGACGGCUGA
This is a messenger RNA of Thermothelomyces thermophilus ATCC 42464, 1554 nucleotides long. RefSeq lists its product as uncharacterized. Bases 1 to 1554 code for a protein of 517 amino acids. Lineage: Eukaryota; Fungi; Ascomycota; Sordariomycetes; Sordariales; Chaetomiaceae. The transcript is spliced from 4 exons. The record is from RefSeq and is a predicted model, not a curated record.